Molecule: messenger RNA, 1603 nt
Organism: Elaeis guineensis (African oil palm)
Lineage: Eukaryota; Viridiplantae; Streptophyta; Magnoliopsida; Arecales; Arecaceae
Source: RefSeq, a predicted model, not a curated record
AUGCUUCCCAAGGUUGAGUUCCAUAAUUGUUCUGGGUUGUUUCCUCGUUAUAUUGAAUAUCCCAAAGGCUUAGAUCUCAGGAAACAACUUGCUGAUGUAAAUAAUGCAGGAACUAUGGUAGUGCACUCAACCAGACCAGAACUGGGGGUCCCCCUGGAUGGCCUCUGGAUAAAAACUAUGGAAGAUGUGGCGAGCCUGCACCUUGCACACGUGGACAUGGUGCUGCACUCAGCCAAACCAGGAAUGGGAAUCCCGUUGUCCCGAUUCUGUACGGUGGUUUAUUGGACGCAGGCGAACGGCUGGGGUUUCUUGGAGUUCUCGGGGCUGAGGAGCUCGUCGCUGCCCUUGAGAAAGAUCAAUACCCAAGAUGACUUCCUCUCCGUCAUCGCCUUUAAGAUCUCUGCGGUUGGAAGAGGGAGAGGUGGGUGCCGGAAGGGGCCGGCGGAGGCGAAGAUAAAGGUGGCUAUCAAAGGGUUCGGGCGGAACUUUUUGCGGUGCUGGCACGGGCGCAAGGAGUCCCCAUUUGACGUGGUGGCCAUCAACGACCCCGGCGGCGUCAAGCAGGCCUCCCACCUCCUCAAAUACGACUCCACCCUCGGCAUCUUCGAGGCCGACGUCAAGCCCGCCGGUGAUGCCGCCAUCUCCGUCGACGGCAAGGUCAUCCAGGUCGUCACCAACCGCAACCCACUGGAUCUCCCAUGGAACUAACUGGGCAUCGAGCUGGUGAUCAAGGGGACGGGGGUGUUCGUGGAAAGGGAAGGGGCGGGGAAGAACAUCCAGGCGGCCGGGCGCAGAUGGUGCUGAUCAUGGCCCGGGGAAGGGGACAUCCCCACCUACGUGGUGGGCGUCAACGCCGAGACCUACAACCCCGACGAGCCCAUCAUCAGCAACGCCUCCUGCACCACCAACUGCCUCUCCCCUUUCGUCAAGGUACUCGACCAAAAGUUCGGCAUCAUCAAGGGAACCAUGACGACUACCCACUCUUACACCGGUGACCAACGGCUGCUGGAUGCAAGCCAUCGUGACCUCCGACGUGCGCGAGCAGCUGCCCUCAACAUCGUCCCCACAUCCACCGGUGCUGCCAAAGCUGUGGCCUUGGUCCUCCCCACCCUUAAGGGCAAGCUCAAUGAAAUCGCCCUUCGAGUCCCCACUCCUAACGUCUCUGUUGUUGACCUUGUCGUUCAAGUUUCGAAGAAGAUCCUCGCUGAAGAGAUCAAUGCUGCUUUCCGGGACAGUGCAGAGAAGGAGUUAAGAGGCAUUCUCUCCGUGUGCGAUGAGCCUCUUGUGUCCGUGGAUUUCCGUUGCAGCGAUGUGUCAUCCACUGUAGAUUCGUCGCUGACCAUGGUUAUGGGCGACGACAUGGUUAAGGUGAUCGCAUGGUAUGACAAUGAAUGGGGUUACUCACAGAGGGUGGUAGAUUUGGCUGACAUUGUUGCAAACAACUGGAAGUGAUUGUCUUGAUGGUUGGAACAGUGUUGCCUUGUAAUUUUUUGUUUCCUCCAUUUUAAUCUUCUUCUUUAUUUAUUUAUUUAUUUAUUUUUUUCGGAACACUGUAAUGAGAACUAAAACCUUUUUGAUUUUCUAUUGUAUUAUCACUGCAUAA